This is a messenger RNA of Blepharisma stoltei, 2341 nucleotides long. NCBI's taxonomy places the organism in Eukaryota, Ciliophora, Heterotrichea, Heterotrichida, Blepharismidae. The record is from the annotation of a GenBank genome assembly.
AUGACAUUCAAAUUAAGUGAAGAAUUCAUUCGCCCCUAUAGAGAAAUAAAGCCAAAAUUCGGGUUUAACGGCCUUGGAGAAAUAAUUUUCAGAAGGUCCUAUUCAAGAAUGAAAGACGAUAGAUCUUAUGAAAGCUGGUCAGAAGCCUUAGAAAGGGUCGUAAAUGGGACCAUAAAUCUGAUGCUCAAAAAGUCUCAAAGCCCCGUUGAAAACCUGACAGAAACCGCCGAAAAAAUGUAUGAUAAAAUGUUCAACUUCAAAUUUUUGCCUCCAGGAAGAGGGUUAUGGAACAUGGGCUCAAAAUGCACAGAAGUUGACAAUUUUUAUACAAAUUUGAACAACUGUGCUUUUGUUUCUACCAAAGAUAUAGACAAUGGAAACCCAAGCAAGCCUUUUGCUUUUUUAAUGGAGGCGUCAUUUUUGGGCAUAGGGGUGGGCUUUGAUACUAAGGGGGCAAAUAAAAUUUCAAUUUGUUCACCAAAUGGAAUUCAGGAUUAUUCAGUUGAAGAUACAAGGGACGGAUGGGUAAGUUCAGUAGCCCUUCUGCUAAACAGCUAUUUUAAAGCUGAUCAGCCAGAAAUCACUUUUAGCUAUGAGAAUAUUCAUGAUGCUGGAACCCCUGUCAAAGAUUUUGGAAUCUCAAGAGGCUCAGACCCUCUUCAAAAUUUGCACUCAAGCAUAAGAAAUCUGCUAACACCUCAAAUCGGCCAAAAAAUUACCUCACGGCUGAUAGUAGACAUCAUGAAUUUAAUAGGGAAAUGUGUGGUAGCUGACAACGUCCGAAUGCCAGCAGAAAUUGCAUUUGGUGAGCCAAAUGACCUAGAAUUCCAAGAUCUAAAAGACUAUGAAAAAAAUCCAGAAAGACUCGAAUUCGGCUGGAAUAGUAACAACUCAAUACUAGCUGAGCUCGGAAUGGACUAUCAAACAAUUGCAGAAAAAAUCAUAAAGAAUGGAGAGCCAGGCAUCGCCUGACUAGAAAACAUGCAAAAGUAUGGAAGAAUGCAAGACGCGCCUAACAACAAAGACAAGGAAGCCUUGGGUGGGCCUCCUUGUUUAGAGCAAACCUUCCUCCUCCUCCCAUGAGCGAACAAAAAAUUUGGUUCAGAGAGGGUAAUUUUUAUUUUAAAAAAUUUAUAUUUUUUUUUUCAAAAUCCCAAUUCUAAAUAAUUUUAAUUUAAUCUAUAAAAAAUCUAUAUUUUAAAAUGCAAGCUGUUUUAAAUUAAACAGAAUUAACUCGAGAAUUCAUUAUACUAAUCAUCACUUAUAUAUAAAAAUAUUUUUCAUAAAAAAUUGCUAUAUUAUGGCUUUGCUUGCUCACUGACAGAGGAGCUAGAGUCCUAUGAGCUGUGCUGCUUGGUAGAAAUUUUUAUCAACAACCACAGCUCUCUAGAAGAAUUUUUAGACACGUUAAAAUACGCGUUUAUUUAUGCAAAAACAGUGACUCUUGGGCUUACUCAUUGGCCUGAUGUAAAUGAAGUCAUGACCAGAAAUAGAAGAAUUGGAACCUCGCUGACUGGAAUCGCCCAAUUUUUAGGGAGAGAGAGUUUGGGAGCCCUAAAAUUGUGGUGCUGUAAAGGGUAUCGAUAUCUGAAGAGACUUGAUAGGCAGCUAUCAAGGCUUUUUGGUGUUUCAGAUUCGAUAAAAAUUAUACCAUUAUUCAUUAUUUAUUCCUUCAUAAAAGCCAUUAUUAUACUAUUUUUAUAUUAAAACAGGAUUCUUAUUUUCUCAAUGCUUAAAUUUUCUAUUCAAAAUUAUUCUAAUUCUUUAUACAACAGUCAAGCCAAGUGGAACCAUUUCUUUAUUAGCUGGUGCGUCUUCGGGGUUGCAUUUUCCAUUUGCUCACACUUAUAUAAGAAGGAUUCGUAUGCAGUUAUCAGAUACGAACUUGCUUAAUAAGCUGCAAGCACAAGGAUAUCAUAUAGAGCCAGAUUUUAUGAACGAAAACGCUAUGGUAGUCUCAAUUCCAAUAAAAGAAAACGAAAACGUGAAGGUUUUAAAAGAAGUCAGCAUGUGGGAGCAGUUAAGUCUGGCUGCCUUUAUGCAGUAUUAUUGGGCUGACAACCAAGUUUCAUGUACAGUUACUUUUGAUCCAGAAACUGAAGGAAAAUUAAUUCCUGACGCUUUGAAUUAUUUUCAAUAUAAGCUAAAAGGAAUUUGCUUUUUGCCUUCAAGACAAAGUUUGCCUUAUCCUCAAAUGCCAUAUGAAGAGAUAAGUGCAGAAAAGUACUUGGAGAUGCAAAAAAGCAUAAAAAGUGACGUGGAGUAUCAACAACUCUCAGAAGAAGUCGAAAGAGCUAGAGUGCCCGUUGCAUUUUGUGACGGCUGCACUGCAGUUGUCUAA